Molecule: messenger RNA, 11740 nt
Organism: Diabrotica virgifera virgifera (western corn rootworm)
Lineage: Eukaryota; Metazoa; Arthropoda; Insecta; Coleoptera; Chrysomelidae
Gene: Fim
Product: plastin-2
Exons: 5
Coding region: 174-2048 (624 amino acids)
Biological process (GO): actin filament network formation; actin filament bundle assembly
Cellular component (GO): cytoplasm; actin filament; actin filament bundle
Molecular function (GO): actin filament binding; calcium ion binding
Source: RefSeq, a predicted model, not a curated record
AUUGUCAGUACUGGCAACGUUGUGUAUUCGUGUAUUGCCGACAUAGUUUUGUGACGGGUCUGAGAGAAGCGGCGGCUUGAGUUAAUGGUGCCUUUUGCGCAAAGUGUAAAAGAACAAUAAUUAAAUUUUUGUGAUUAUACGCAUUUUUUGUUUUUAAACUCAUUUUAUAUGCUAUGGCUUCAAACGGAAUAACACAAGAAGAACGAGAAGAAAUCAAAGAAAGGUUCUGUGAGAUUGAUAAAAAUGGAGAUGGGCACAUAGACUUAAAGGAAUUAAGAGAAGCUUUAGAAUUAUGUGGUCUGAAGAUAGCUGGUUACCAAUCACGCCUUAUUGAAGAGGAGUUCAAAAAUUCCAAUAAAUCAAAAAUAAAUGGUAAAUUGACAUUUGAUGAAUUCGAAAAACUUAUCUGUGAUCUCAAGGCUAAUGAUGUAGCUAACACAUUCCGAACUGCUGUAUCAAAAAGAGAAAACCUGCAGCAUCUUGGAGGGACUUCUGAAGCGUCGAACGAAGGUACAACACAUUCAGUCAGAGUUGAAGAACAAUUAGCGUUUUCUGACUGGAUCAAUUCAAAUUUACAGCAUGAUCCUGACUUAAAGAAACUCUUGCCGAUCGACUCAGAAGGUAGAAACCUCUACGAGAAAGUUAAGGAUGGUAUUUUGCUGUGCAAAGUAAUAAACCAUUCAUGUCCAGAUACAAUUGACGAAAGAGCAAUAAACAAAGAAAAAUUGACAUUGUACACAAAACUAGAAAACCUCACACUCGCCUUAUCAUCUGCCUCUGCAAUUGGUUGUAACGUUAUUAACAUAGACGCACAUAACUUGUCAAAAGGAACACCUCACUUAGUAUUAGGCCUUCUUUGGCAAAUAAUCAGAAUAGGUCUUUUCAACCAGAUCACAUUAGAGCAUUGCCCAGGAUUGACGACGUUGCUCUCUGAUGAUGAAAAGAUUGAUGAUUUGAUGAAAUUAUCUCCAGAAGCUAUCUUGUUGCGAUGGGUGAAUUACCAUUUAGAAAGAGCUGGAACACAUCGUCGUGUUACCAAUUUCCAGAGCGAUAUUGUAGAUUCCGAAGUUUACACUCACCUUCUUAAACAGAUUGCUCCUGCAGAUAUUGAUGUUACCACUGAAGCUCUCUAUGAAAAGGAUUUAAUCAGCAGAGCCGAGAUUAUGUUACAACAGGCUGCUAAACUAAAGUGCAGAGCUUUCGUCACUCCUCAGGAUGUUGUCAACGGAGUUUACAAAUUAAAUUUAGCCUUCGUAGCUAAUUUGUUCAAUAACCAUCCAGCUUUACAUCAAAAUGGAACCGACGGAUUCGAGACCAUUGAAGAAACGAGAGAGGAAAGAACUUACAGAAACUGGAUAAACUCUAUGGGAGUAUCACCUCACGUCAACUGGCUAUAUUCAGAUCUUGCUGAUGGAUUAAUAGUCUUCCAAUUGUACGAUAUAAUUAAACCUGGAACCGUUAAAUGGAACAGAGUACAUCGCAAGUUCACUAACGAGAGAAAGAAAUUCAUGGAGAAGUUAGAAAACUGCAACUAUGCCGUCGAACUUGGCAAAGAGAUUAAAUUCUCUCUUGUCGGUAUUGGAGGACAAGAUAUUAAUGAGGGCAACAUUACAUUGACUCUAGCUUUAAUAUGGCAAUUGAUGAGAGCUUACACAUUGUCAAUUCUCUCCCAGUUAGCAGAUUCUGGUAGUCCCAUCGUAGAAAAAGAAAUUGUAAAUUGGGUUAACAAUAAACUAAGCGGUGCUGGAAAGAAGUCUUCCAUUCGUAAUUUUCUAGAUUCUUCCAUUUCUGAUGGGAAAGUUGUAAUCGACCUUAUCGAUGCUAUUAAACCUGGUGCUAUCAACUAUGAUUUGGUUAAACAGGGAACGACUGAAGAGGAAAAACUGGCGAAUGCGAAAUACGCCAUCUCCAUGUCCCGUAAAGCUGGAGCAAGAGUAUAUGCUCUUCCUGAAGACAUUACAGAAGUGAAACCUAAGAUGGUAAUGACAGUAUUCGCUUGUUUGAUGGCCCUCGACUAUUUACCCAAUAUGGACAGCGCCAGACAGUAAUAUGUUGAUUAAUUUUAUACAUGUUUAGAUUUCACCAUUUGUCGUCACCCUACUAAAGAAAUCAGGUUACCAUUUCAGAUAAUCUACACUAUUGUGUAGUAUUUAUUUCGUUCUUUAUAAACGCAUCAUCUUUUAUAUACUUUAUUUCACGUUAAGCACGGAACGUUUGACUUGUGCAGAACAGUGUUGCCAAAACACUCAGGCACGUGUGGCUAGUAGACUGUCGAUAUACAAUUCAUUCUAAUCAGACGGCGUGGCAUCGGCGCGCUUCUAUCGUCCAUAAGAAAUACGCAGCCCUAUCUCGGCAACGUUCCGUUCUUAACGUGAAACGCUCUAUAGCAUAUAAAUUGAAAGAAAUUUGCUCUGACCUUCUAAAAUGUAUCAAAAUAAAUAAUACAUGUUGACGUCGAUAGAAAGGUGAAAGAUCUACUCAAAUUGCGUUUUAUUUAAUUUUAUUUACUAAUAUAUACUUUUUAAUCAAAAAGAAAAUAGGAGGUUUCUAAGGAAGGUUUAAUAUAUUAUCAAUUUUUUAUUUAUUUCUUAUAUUCGAUUUAUAUUACUAUAUUUUUUUCAUUAUAUUUAUAUAUCAUUUUCCGAAACACCCGACACUGAUGUCAUCUGUCAAGAAAUUCAUUAAGCACUGAAGUUACGGGGUUUACCGGUCAAAUAAUGCCAGUAGUCAAUAUUUAUUUAAUAUUAAAUAUUUAUUUAAUAAAUUUUAUUUAACAUAAUUUUUGACAAACAGUAAUUUUAACACUAAACAACUUGUCUGUUUUGCGAUAAAAAUUAUUAUUUGGAAUAUUUAAAUCGUGCAUACUUCUACUUCUUGUGAUAAACUAUCGUCAGUACUACAACUCCAGUCUGGCGCAGAUGAGUGUAAACACCCACACAGUAUUGCCACUUAAUUCAGUUCUUUUAAACCUAGGUUUUUGUAUGGCUUGUAUUUAACCGAACACUAAUUUAAAAUCGAUAUGAUCUCCAAACGUUUGUCUUUUGGCACCAAAUAUAGGUGACACAUAGGUGAGCACCAACAUUGUAAUACCAAAGUAUUUAUUUUUGAGCGCCAAAGUAGUGAGUUGUGAAGUUUAUUUAUCUAUUUCAGCAGCAACUUAUUAUUCUUGACACAACAAAUCUUACUUGAACACUAAAAUAACCAAGAAUCGGCAUCCAAAUAACUAUUUGUAUAACAAGGGAGUAAAGUGCUACUUUUCCUCCCAAGACUGAAGUUUACUGCAGUAAUCAUUCAGUGGAGGAAAAGGCACUUUACUCCCAUGUUAUACAUAUGAUUUUUCCACCUUCCUCAAAUAACAAAGCAUUUUUUCAUUUUAAAACGUUUUUAUAUACCUGGCUUGCUUGGUGUCACGGCCUCCGCAAAUUUUGUAAUCCAUUUUAAAAAUAGUUCUAGGCUACCUAGGCACCUGUAAUUUUCAGAAUAGCUCAGAGAUGGCUAACAAUGCAAUAUUUAACUGCUAUAAUAUGGAUAAAUCGAGUUUUUUUUAAUUUCAAACUAUUUUAAAAAUGUGACUAAUGGUAUGACAUUUGAGUUCCAUUUUAACGUAAGUUAAGACAUCGAUAGAUGGUAGCUCAGUGGUAGAGGGUUAGACCGGAGAUCGAGAGGUCCUGAGUUCGAAACCAGGCUGUUGUUACCUUUUUUAAUUUUUUUAAUACAAUGUAUUACAAUUAUUAUGUCAUAAUUAAAAGUUUCUUAAAAUUCAUAUUUUAUAAGUUAAUUAUUAUAUAUGCUAUUUUAAACAACCGUGGUAUUAUAAAAAGUACUUUUUUAUACUAGUGUAAUUUUUGGAAUUAUAAUCCGGACUAAGAAUCAAACUCGACGCACUACGUCCACCAAAACUUACCAGAUCAGAAAAUCAACCUCCUGGUGCAAGACAGUUAAAUGUGGGGGAGAGAGUACAAGUAAGGUAUUACCAAGGAAACCAGGAACUUUGGAAAUUUGGCACAAUUGUUAAAAAUUAUGGAUUGUUACAUUACCAAGUCCAACUUGAUAUUGGAUAUUGUCUAAAACGUCACAUUGACCAAAUUCGUAAAACCAUGGUACCUAAAAAGAACGUAACCUUUGUAAACGAACCAGAAGUAAUUAUUGAUCAACCGCAAUAUCAAGAACCUCCCAGAUGAAAAUCACCAGCACAAAUGUAUUUGAACAGAGCGUUAAAUAUGCGUGCUCUGUGAUUUUAUAAGAUAGUGAAUCGGAGUUUUCUUUGAUUUAUAUUAGUUUAAAGUCGAUUACAAAAUUCUUUUAUGACAUAGAAAUUGAAACAACAAAAUAAUUUUAUAUUGGGUCCUAUAAAUAAUAAAAACGUUUUAUUAUAAAAAGUUCUUUGUUAUAAAAGGGAUCAAUUUAAACAUCUUUAUAACAAAAUUCUGUGGCAAAAAGAUUAUUUUUCUAAAGCCAUCUCUUUCUCUCGACACACACACACACAACAAAAUUAAUUAGAGAACUAAAACUAACAAGUAGGUACAGUGUAACUGUCAUAUGUCAAAUAUAAGUCAAAUUAUUAAUGUAAACAUUGUUAAAUCAAAAUAACAAUUUACUGUUUUUUACCAUUCUGCAAAAUACAGGUUCUAUAUAAAUAGGAUUCUAUAAAUAAACGUUAAAAUGUAUAGAUACUUACGUAAUAGAAAAUAGAAUAUUGUAUACGGCGUUAAUAGCUAUUUGUAUAACAAGGGAGGAAAAGGCACUUUACUCCCAUGUUAUACAUAUAAUUUUUCCACCUUCCUCAAAUAUCAAGUAAUUUUUUCAUUUUUAAAUAAUUUAUGUAACUAACUGACAAAAUUUAUUAGAGCACUAAAACUAACAAGUAGCUACAGUAAACAUUGUUAAAUCAAAAUAACAAUUUACUGUUUUUACCAUUCUGCAAAAUACAGGGUGCUCUAUAAAUAAACGUUAAAAUGUAUAAAUACUUACGUAAUAGAUAGUAGAAUAUUGUAUAGGGCAUCAAUAAGUUAUUUCAUCAAUGACAUACCAUGAUGUCACUUUUACUUUUCCUCCAUAUGGAGGAAAAGUACGACUUUGCUCCCUACAAUCAGGUCAGAAAAAGUAUACUUUCGGUAGAGGUAGGUGUAUUUCAUUAAUUACAUACCAUGACGUCACUUUAACUUUUACUCCCUAGGGAGUAAAAGUACUUAGUCUCCCUAGGGAGGAAAAGUACGACUUUGCUCCCUACAGUCCGUUAGUGGCAGGUCACAUGCAAUGUUUGACCUUGUAUACUGUAAUAAUUUCAUCAUCAUUAUCACCAGCCCUUUGCGUCCGCUGCUGGACAUAGGCCUCCCUCAUUUUUGUCAAUUGUGCUCUAUUUUGAGCACUUUGCAUCCAAUUUCUUGAGAUAGUCAGUUGGGGGUCAGAGAAAGACCCCAACGAGUAGGGGUCUUCCUCUACUUCUUUUGUCUAAUCUCGGCCUCCACUCAAGUAAUCUCUUCGUCCAUCUUUGAUCACUGAUUCGGGCGACGUGUCCGGCUCAGUUCCAUUUCAGUGUGUCAAUUCGGGAAGUUACAUCGGUAAUACUUUACAAUAUCACAAUUUGACAACAAAAAACUGAAUUGGCAGUAAAUAUACACCAUAUAUAAUAACACAAAGACAACUACUCUUUUGUUGCACCUUAGGAGCUGGCGUGUUGUGCGCACAUGUUCAUAAUCCGCUUUUAUUUUUUGGUGCGCAAUAUUAUUCCCAAUCAUUAUUUUGGGGUUUGCAUAGUCAGCAUUUAAUUUAACUUCCAGCUCAUUGACUUUUAUUGGAUAUCAGUCAUUGAUUUUGAAGAUUAUUUAAUGUUUUCGAUGUUCUUGUAUUACUUUAGAUGCGGCUUAAAUAUAUACAUUAGCUUCAACAUUCAUAAUUUCUAGUUGGGGUUUUUUGGUGCUUAUUUAUUGUUUGGUUCCCAAAUAUUAUUUUGGAGACAGAGUAUAAAACUUGGUUGGGGCUCAAUAAUUACUUUGGUGGUCAUUUAAAAUAUAGCCUUUUGUACUAUAAAAACUUAACGACUCUGUUUAAGAUUUGGCAUGGCGCGCAGAACACCUUUAAGCACUGUUGCCACAGGACAAACCAAUUUCUACAUACCAUAAAAGAGUGAAAAAUAUCUAAUGUAUCAAUUUUCAAAUGUUUCAAAGUACAAAUUAUUUUUUUAAAAUUUUUGUUUGUUUAUUUAAUUUAAUCAAUCGUAAAAUGCAUGUUUGAUUAUAUACAUGUGACAACUUAAGUUGUAUGAUAUCAGAGUUGGGAGGUUUGAAAAAUGCUUUAAAUUAAUUACACCUUGGACUGGACAACAUGCAUUCCAAAUUUGUGUUUUGAAAAUGUUAUGUGUUAAAAUUUGAUUAAAUCGAAAUUUGUUGAAAAAAUACAUUUAGUAACUAGUCUCCACAAAUUAAGUAUAAAAUACUGAAUUAAGUUUUUCUGGGGGUUUGGUGCAAUAGAUAUUAUUUAAUAUCUUAUUUUGUACAAAAUUCUCUUGCAGCGUCACAAAAUUAUUCCAUUCGCAUUUAUUUUUUUUUUAGAUUAAUGUAACGGAUCUGCGUAUUGUAUGAAGUCAAUAUUUUGAAUUUAUAGUACAAAUCAUAUCAAACUGUAAACGUUUAAAAUAAUUAAUCUCUCAGCUUUCUCAUUAUCAAAGAACGGCGUUUCUCAUUCUGUUAAAUAACAAUAUUUUCAAAAAAGACGCACUUGGGGAGUGCCAACAGAAGUGACAACUUCUUAUCGCGCGUUUUUAAGUAUCGCGAGUAUUCAGUCUGUGGUCCUUGCACCUUGUCGCUCUUUGUGAUUUAGAGAUCAUUAUAAAGGUUGGACAAAGCCAAUCCGUUGGAAUGUGGCCGAUAUCAUAUAGUCUAAGAUACGAUAUAAGGUCGAUUUGUACCGAUCUGUUUAAUGGAUAAACAUUAUUGGAUCUGUAAUUUAGCAUGUUAACAAUUACAAAAAACAAGGGUUCGGUCUAAUCUUGUUCUAACUAUAAUUAAUUUAUAAUUAACAAAUUACAUUUUUUAUAAAUUAAAAUAAAUUCGAGCCGCUCAGAUAUUAUUUCAGAUUUUUUAAGUCGUUCUAAACAAAAAAGGUCUUUUGUAAUUUUUCUCUAAAGUUGAUCGUUUUCUAGUUAUAAACAAUUUAAAACUGAAAAAAUAACGAAAGAUGACGAUUUUCAAGGCUCAAAAACAUAAGUAUAAAAUAUCAUUUUUGAAAUUACGAAGUACCUAAAUUCAAGUUCAAACGUUAUUCUAUCAGUUCUUGAUAAGUCUUUUGGACUUAUUUCAUUCUGAAACAUUGUUUUUUUAGUUGUUAAUGCCCGUCUCCUCAUAAGAAACCUUCCUCAUUAACAAUUAAAAAAAUAUGUUUUAGAAUAAAAAAUGUCUAAAAUUCUUAUUGAGACCUGAUAGAAAAAGGUUUGAACUUGAAUUUAUGUAUUAUAUUUUUUACUUGUGUUUUUGAGCCUCGAAAAUUGUCAUCUUUCGUUCUUUUUUUUUUUAGUUUUAAAUUGUGUAAACUCGAAAACGAUCAACUUUAGAGAAAAAUCACAAAAGACCUUUUUUGUUUAUAAUGAUCCAAAAAAUCUGAUAUAAUAUCUGACCAGGUCGAAUUUUUUUGUUAAAUUCAUAAAAAAAUGUUUAAUUUUUAUUUAUUAAUUAAUUAUAGUUAGAACAAGAUUAUAUCAGACAACCCUUGUUUUUUUUUGUAAUUGUUAACAUGCUAAAUUACAUAUCCAAUAAUUUUUAUCCAUUAAACAGAUCGGUGCAAAUCGACCUUAUAUCAAUUUUUAGGCGUGUCUUAGGUGUUUCUUGUAUAUACUCGAAAUUUCUUGAACCUUUUUAAAGUAAGCCUUUUUUAUAAUAAACUCAUAGGUUUACUAUUGUCAAAUUAGGUCAUCUGGUAUUUAUACCAAUAUUUUCAAGUUUCCAGUCAUUUGUCCAGCGUUACAUACAUUUCUGUAAUUUCAGUAUGGUACUUCAUCCAGUUGCUAGACAUUAUACACUGCGCGUCAUAGAAAACGAGCACCCUAAAAAAUGGGUCAUUUUUGAUGUAGCGUAUCUCCUAAACAUGUCAGAUUUAAGUUACUUUUUGAAUAUGUUAUAGCUUUAUUCUUUAUCAAUAUCCUUGUAAUAAUAUUUUUACUAAACAGGUAAAUUUUCAUUGUAUACCGGGUGUACGAAUCAAACUGUUUUUUCUGAGUUCGCAACACCCUGUGGAAUAUUCUAGCAUUUAUAAAAUACUGAAAUUAAAACCUAACUAUAGCCUUUUGUUUUCUUAACAUUCUGUUUUUUAAUUCAUUCGCUUAUGUGGGACAAUACAAAAGUUAUGUACUUUAACAACUAGUCAUGUUCUUCAUCAGUAUAGGUUGUUUGUAAAUAAGUGCGACCAACUUUAAGGGGUAAUUCUGCAUGAUAAAAUAAUGACCGUUUGCUUUAUAAACUUAUGUCCGCAAAUGCUUCGUUUACGAGAUACGGGAUGUUGAUUUUUUUUAAAACUGAUGAUUUAUUGUAUUGCCCUAAAACCGGUUGAGAUAUGCAAAUGAAAUUUGGUACGUUUUAUGAGAUAUUUAUUGCGAAUUUUUUGACUUGCAAUUAAAAAUUUUAUAUUCACUAUUGGCGUGCAUACGGGUAAUAUGACCCGCAUGCACGCCAAUGGUGAAUAUAAAAUUCUUAAUUGUAUGUCAAAAAAUGUGCAAUAACUACGUCUUAAAACUCACCAAAUUUCAUUUGCACAUCUCAACCGGUUUUAAAGCAAUAAAUAAAUCGUCAGUUUGUAAGAAAAAAUUCAACAUCCCGUAUCUCCAAAACGAAGCAUUUGCGGACAUACGAUUAUUAAACAAACUGUCAUUAUUUUUAAUGCAGAACUACCCCUUAAAGUUUGUCGCACUUGUUUAGAAACACCCUGUACUGAAAAAGAACAUGGCUAGUUGUUAAAGUACCUAACUUUUGUAUUAUUCAACGUAAGCGAAUGAAUAAAAAAAACAGAAUGUUAAUAAGACCUGAGGCUAUAGUUGGGUUUUAAUUUCAGUAUUUUAUAAAUGCUAGGAUAUUCCACAGGUGGUUGCGAACUUUGAGAAAAAAACACAGUUUGAGUCGUACACCCGGUAUACAAUGAAAAUUUACCUAUUUAGCAAAAAUAUUAUUACACUGAUAUUGACAAAGAAUAAGGCUAUAACAUAUUCAAAAAAUCACUUAAAUCGGACAACAGGUUUAGGAGACACGCGACCUCAAAAAUUACCCAUUUUUUAGGGUGUCCUAUGACGCGCAGUGUAGAUAACCGUCCAUCUUCCUAUUUCAGUUAUUUACCUAAUAUAUUCUAGUCAGUCAUAAUGGUCCUUUAAUUGACCAGUUAUACCUAGAUACUUGCAUUCUUCCACUUCAACAAAGCAGUAAAUACUCUGCUUCCAUUAUCUAUAUCUUUUCAUGUUUAGAGUUUAUAUUAUCUUUAAGUAAUAAUCAAUUGGUUUAAAUAGUCUCAGUAAGCUGUUGCUCGUUCUUGUGAUCAAAGCUACAUCAUGGCCUUAGUCGGUGAAGUAACUCAACUUCUGUUAUCGUAGAUCGUCCUUUGUAUCCUGAUUUUACUUAUCCCGUAUCUUGCAUGCAAUAAUAAAUUGAAAAUACCACUUGUUACAAUCUUUGUGCAAUUGAAAUGGUUCUUGCUUGAUUCCUUCUACAGUUUCUCUAGUUAUUGUGAUCUCAAUAUUCAAAUAAUAAAAAAAGAAAAAAACAGUUACCCGAUACAUCUACAGGGUGUUUCAUUAAUAAUUGUCCAUAUAGUAACUGGAGAAACCUUAGCACAAAAUACGAAGAUUUAACCUAAAACACUUAAUAAAAUGUGGUUCCUUAGUUACAGGGUGUUUUAUCUAAAAAUUUAAAAACUAUUUUUGCUCAGCAUUUUAAAACUAUUCAAUGUAUUCUUUUCAUACAUGGCAGGAAGUAUAGGUACUGUACAAGCUAUUAAAUUAUGUUAAACAAACGUUUCUGGCUAUUACCAGAGGCGUACGACGGGGGAAAGUGAAUGGUUGACCCUUUCCAAAUUCUACGCCACUGGCGGAAUUGCUAUUUUAGUUCAAUUUUUGGAUUCUCCAUUACUUUCUAUGAAAAUAAUAUACUCUUCAUUCGUAACGAUAAAGUCAUUAGUUUUCGAGAUCUUAUGAAACGACACGGUUAUUUUGAUUAAUGUAGGGCCGGUACUUUAUGUCCCGGUUAAACCUCGGUUAGCUAACCGGGGUUUAAUCGGGACAGAAAAGUACCUCAUAGGGCCUCUUGCGUUGUAAUAAAAGCAAUUAUAAUUAUUAUUAUAAUUAUUUAUGAAUAUAAUAAUAAGUAUAAUUGCGUUUAUGUCUAUGUUAUGCAUAUAUUUCUGUCCCGAUUAAACCCCGGUUAACUAACCGGCUGUUAACGGAGACAUAAAGUACCGGGCCUUAGUGUGUCGUUUCAUUUUUAAUUUCAAAUAUCUCGAAAACUAAUCAUUUUAGCGUUACGAAUGAAGAGUAUAUUAUUUACAUAAAAAAUAGUGGAAAAUCAAAAAAUUUCACUAAAAUAGCCAUUUCGUCAGUGGCGUAGAAUUUGGAAAGGGUCAACCAGCCACUACCCCCUGUCGUACGCCUCUGGUAGUAGCUAGGAACGUUUAUUUAUCUUAAUUUAGUAGGGUGUACUGUACCUACAUUUUCUGUCAAGUAUGAUUAGGAUACUCCAAAUAGUUUUAAAGUACUGAGUACAAAUAAUUUUUAAAUUUUAAUCAUAUGAAUCAUAUAUCAUAAAUUAUCAAAAUAACUGUGCCGUUUCAUAUUUAACUUCAAAUUAUCUCAAAAACUAAUGACUUUAUCGGUACCAAUGAGGAGUAUAUUAUUUACCUAGAAAGUAUUGGAGAAUCUAAAAAUGGCACUAAAAUAGUAAUUCCUCUAGUGGCGUAGAAUUUGAGAAGGGUCAACCAUCCACUAUCUCCUGUCGUAAGCCUCUGGUAGUAGCUAGAAACGUUUGUUUAUCAUAACUUAGUAGGGUGUAUAGUAGUCGCACUUUCUGCCAAAUAUGAAAUGGAUACGUCGAAUAGUUUUAAAGUGCUAAGCAAAAAUAAAUUUUAAAUUUUUAGAUAAAACACCCUGUAACUCAGUAAUGAACCACAUUUUUUAAGUGUUUUAGGUUAAAUCUUCGUAUUUUGUGCUAAGGUUUCUCCAGUUACUAUAUGGACAAUUAUUAAUGAAACACCCUGUAUAUUGAUUACUAGUUUUGAUUUCUUUUGUAAAAUUAUGUUUUGCGGCUUCACGUAUAAAACAUUCGAGGACCCAUCCUCAUAUGCACACAGUCAUGUCCCUUUGUAAGUGUCUGCAUAUGCAGUCGUGUCCGCGAAUGUGAUAAGAUAAUUCAACUUUUUUGGGUACAACUUUUUUAAACUAAUAUUUAAUAAAUUGUCGUAAAUACGCUUUGCUAUGAGUAAGUUGCUUGAUUGAACAAAAUGUUCGAAAUAUUCAUACUUUCCUGCAAAUGUGCAGAUUCAAAUUUGUGCUAUAACAACUAAAGUCAUGAUUUUACUAUCUUACAUUAUUAAUUAACGUUUUAUAAUCUGGCUCUAUGCUAUACCAAACUAAGUGCCAUUUACAACAUAAGUAUAGGUACACUAAAAGUGUAGUUCCAAUAAAAAAUAGUAUUAUAUUAAGCAUUUAUACUUUGGGUAACUUUAUACAUUUUCAGUAAACUGUUAUUUGCUUCAAUAAAUGCAAUAGGUAGUA